Messenger RNA from Mya arenaria, 3618 nucleotides. Its product is annotated as protein unc-13 homolog D-like. The record is from RefSeq and is a predicted model, not a curated record. The transcript is spliced from 26 exons. Bases 1 to 3618 code for a protein of 1205 amino acids. Lineage: Eukaryota; Metazoa; Mollusca; Bivalvia; Myida; Myidae.
AUGCGUAACGCGGCAAGAGAUCGCCGAAUUGAAAGUAGACCUGUAGAACUCCAAAGUGAAAGUAGAUCUGUAGUACGCCAAAGUGAAAGUAGACCUGUCAACUGUUAUACAUGCAGAUAUUUGGAUGUUAUCAACAUAUUUGGCCAGCAUGAGAAUGUGUAUAGAUGCCUUGUCCGAGCCCUACUGCAUCCGCUUGGGGCCCAAGAAACCAUAUCCGGACUUCGACAUGAGGACCUUCUCGACUACCUUAAAGAGGUGUUUGAUGUGGAUCCCGCAACUCAUGAGCUAAUAAUCAUGGAGGAGAAGCCUAACAGGCCGACCCAACGGCAGGCAAAUGUAACGGUGCUGGAAGCGAAUGGACUGAUAGAGGAAGACUUAUCCAAAGACACGUUCAACUUAUAUUGCCUGGUCAUGAACCAGCCAGCCAGGAGAAAGAGCACCAGCAGUGGUUCCUCGCCAAGAGCGCUUUCCCCUAAACAAAGUCGUAAAAUGAGUCCCCGAAACUCACAGGGGAAUAGCGCAUCCUCUUCCCCCAUAGGAUCUCCGGUGGCCCCCCGAAACGAGUCUACAGGGCUGUCUCCUCUGUUGUCACGAAAGGGAGUUUACUUUAUCGAGCCUGAGACUGCAAGGACGAGCACUGUGAAAAACUCAUCCCACCCCAAGUGGAAUGAAGAAUUUGAGCUGGAUAUAGAGAAUUUCCGUAAGGACCAGCUUCAUGUUUACGUAUGUGAUGAGGAGGGGUCACUGGAAACCAAACCAGAGAAAAACAAGCGACACAAACAGUUUAUGAGUAUACUCCGACACAGCGAUGAACACGAUAACAUUAUCUCUGACCGUUGCCUUGGUAAAAUCAGAAUUCCUGUCAGGGAUAUUUCAACGCUGGGUACAGACGACUGGUUUGAUAUCGUGUCCGAUGUCCCGUGCAAGGGCAAGCCUCGUGUAGAGGGCAAGUGUCAUCUAAGACUGAGCAUUUCAUACAAGCAGGCUGCAGAAGGAGGAUGCCACCAACCCAAUGAAGAUUAUCUACAGAUCUACCGACAGUGCCUAAAACACACAUACUCUACAUCCAGGCAAAAUCAUUCAAGGCAUGUGGGUGACCGUUAUGGCUGCCUGUGUCUGAAAGACCACAGAAUAUUGCAGGUGUUCGCAGAGGCCCACCGCAUAUCCAAGCUCUCACAGUCUUUAUCGAAAUUGAUUUGUCUGCUUGAGGUGCAGUGUGAGGACGAGCUGAUAUACUCUGGAGACGUUGAUCUCCUGUAUUCCCUUUAUGAUUUCCAAAUGACUUGGGACGCCAUGCAGAUAGCCCAGCAGAACGUCUUAGAUCGCAUGCCCCUGACUGAUAUGGAGUUGUCGAACUACCAGCGUGUGGCAUCGUGUUAUAUUGAACUGAAAAGUAGCAAGGUUGAUGAGCUACCUGCCCUAUUUCCUCCUGCGAUCGAAACUAUCAAUGUGCUCAAAACAAAACUAGGUGUGGUAGUCAUGCUACUGGACCUGGAACUCUGGGAAGCCAGCUGUGACGGAAAGGCACACAUAUCAGAUCGUAUUACAAAGACGAUUCAGGCAAGGAUUUCGGAUUGGAUCAAGGAUCAGAUGGCUGAGUUCGAGGAGACGAAAAUCACAGUAAAGGACAAGAUGAAUUACGUGAUUGAGAAACUCAUUGACUUUGUGAACAAGGCGAGUUCCCACUGCAUCGUUAUACCCGUGUUGCAACAGUUCUUCAACUGUAUCGGCGUCAACUAUUUCAGACUUGUUAGCCUUGCCCUCGAUAAAACGAUUUCCCCAGAGUCGAUGAAGAUCACUGAGAAGAUCAAUCGUUACAAGAAGCGCAAUGCAAAUUUUCCCGAGAACAUCAAGAUGGCAAGCAAGAUGUCUCUUAGACUGUAUUUCUCUCUCAAAAACCUUCGUGGUGUGAUUAGCGGCUGUGUUAGCAUGAGAGAUUCAUCCCUCCUUGGUCUGACGCACUACCAGAUGUGGUUCGAGGAGUCAAUGACCUACUGGCUACAUACCUUUCGCACCGAGUGUGUGCAGCGCAUGGAAAAGGCCGUCGAAAUUGACAAAGAUGUUGUUGUUGUGACAAGUCUGGCCAAAUACUCGCAUUCCUCCGUCGACGUUCUCUCUUGUUUUUCUCAGGUGAUAGGAGAAUGGAUGAACAUAGGUAUCCAUGAACCAGACUGUGCCUUGAUGGGGAUGAUUAAUAUCACUGAUAUAAUCUCUGAUUGUGCGAGACAGUAUGCUGAAAAGAUUCAAUUAAUCAUUGAGAGGAACUGUUACUUUGACAACAUCCCCAAAGCUGAAUUUAAUAUCAAUGACAAGUUGUGCAUAACCUUGAACAACAUCGAUCAUGUAAGGCUGUACCUAUCAGAACUCCCAGAGCUGCUAGCCUGGGACACCGUGAUCAUGAGGAUUUCCACGCACCACAACAAUGCCGCUGUCGGCAAGCAGGCACUCGGCACCCUUCAACGGCUCAUCGAUACUACAAAUGACGAGAUUUCGUCGAAAUGUAAAAGUCUGCUACGACAGAUCUGUGAAAAGAUGAAGGUUGGGAUUGAUCGAUUCAUAGAACUUUUCAUGAGGAAAAACUCGGUACGUACAACAGACAAUUUGCAGUCUUUGGACAAUUUGUUGUGCUACAUUUCCGCCAAUCUGCAGACCCUCGAAGACCAGCUUAUGCCCAAUAUGUUCCAGUACAUUAUCGAGCAACUGUGGUCGGUCGUAGUGUCUUCAUUCUGUGCUCAGAUACAACCUGGGCACUUGCGAUCUAUGAUGUCAUGUUUAGGACGCUGUGGUCUAGAUGAUCAUCAGCUGCUCAAUCCAGAGUGCCAGGCUCUACAAGAUAUACUGGAUAGCAACGCCAAACACUCGGACACACUCAUGCUUGAAUACUAUGAGGGUCUAUCUUCUGAUGUAAUGACCCCCACAGUCAACUGCGGAUAUCUGUCAUACACGGCAUCAUACGUAGAGGAGACCAGAGAGAGUAUUUCCAUUAUCGUGACGGUGUUUCAGUGCAGCAAUUUACCGGGCUUAAACCCAACCGGAUACAGUGACCCCUAUGUAGAGGUCAGCCUUCAGCCCCAGAAACUGUUCCGAUUGUCCCGCCCGCAGAGAACACAUGUAAUCAAGCAAAGCCUCAACCCAGUCUUCAAUGUCAACUUCCAGUUUCCAAAUGUAUCGAAGGAAGUAUUGAAGCAGCCGGGCAAUUGUAUCCUUCUGUCUGUGUUCGACCACGACUAUAUUGGGCGGGACGAUUUUGUGGGCGAGGUGGUUGUCCAUCUGCCCACUGUGAUCAAGAUGGGGAUGGAUGAGUCAAUGGAUAUUAUGCCUGUUGUCAUUAUGCCUUUGAAGCGACCGACAAAGCCGACCAGUGGGCCCUAUGAGGUACGUCAGGCUAAGUACCGUGGUAAGCCGACCAGUGGGCCCUAUGAGGUACGUCAGGCUAAGUACCGUGGUAAGCCGACCAGUGGGCCCUAUGUGAUCCUGAGUUUGCGGAAGUGGGAUAAGGAAGCGGAAAAGUUUAUUACGCGGAGAAACCGGGUUGUCUUCCGUCAGAAUCAACGGACCGACAGCGUGCAAUACGGCGGAGGAAUCUUUUCCAGGGUGUUCUCAUUAUUGAAAGACUAA